GCUUGUGAUUAUAACAAACGAGCCUGGUAUCUUAUGUUGCACCCUCCCAUUGAACUGCGACAAGUCCGAUCGCUUGAUCUCAGUUGACAAAACAUUCUAUUACCCCCCAAUGAAGUGGAUGCAUCGGCGACACUGAACCGUUGUAUUAAUGAACAUGGGUGGUCAGCUCUGAUUGGUUGCUUAUGAGUACGCUCAGCCAGCCUCACAAGCUAACAUCUGCCUUGCUCUAAAGACAUCUCUUUGCGGUCAAUUGUUCCUCUUCCUAGUUAUCUAAGUUGAGGGCCGUUACUGAUACCGGCAUCAAAGACACCCGAGUUGCACCACAAGCAUGGCGUCCACAUGCUACCGGUAUACCCCGCUAUCGUCCACAUCAUCUCUCCGUCUGCUUCGCCUCAAGAGUCCGCUUAGUGCACAACGUCCAAAUGAGCCCAUCGAAAUCGAGUUGUUCGAGACAUCCUUCGAGAAUGCACCGACGUUUGAAGCAGUGUCCUAUGCAUGGGAUCACGCAAGCACGUUUACCACUUUGGUUUGCAAUGGGCAGCAUUUACACGUUUCGCCGGUCGUUUCGGAAAUGGUGUUUGCUUUGAGCUGCGUCAGUACGACUGGAGUAUUCUGGAUUGACGCUGUGUGCAUAGACCAGUCGUCUGCGACCGAUAAGAAUAUUCAAGUGCCACGCAUGCGACUUAUCUUCUCAGAAGCAAGAAAGGUGUGGAUCUGGCUCGGCAAAGGAUCCUUCGAAAGUACAGUGGCAUUCAGAUUUCUAAUCGAGAUGUACUCGUAUUCUUGCGGUCAACAGGUAGAGCCCACUAACACUAUGCUGGCAAAGAAGUGGUGGAAUAGCCUUCGGACGUAUCAGGAUACGAUUCGAGAAGCUCGUGGUGUAUACGAUGCGGUUGACACUGACUUCAUAAUCGAUGUUAUACGCUCGCCUUGGUUUCACCGCACUUGGACGAUUCAGGAGGUUGCUUUAGCAAGAUCCGCCACACUUGUAUGUGGAGGCAUCACGUUAGAGUGGAGCUCUUUCUUGGAUAUAUUGAAGCGAUUGCAACAGUCACUUAGCGAUCAGCCAACCCACGGAGUAGGAAUGAAGCAACACCUAAUCUCUAACCCGGCAACGUUCUUCGACGAUAUCAGGACCUAUAGCACAAUGACGGAAGUUGUGCUCCAUCACAAGCCCUUGCCUUUAUCUCGCGCCCUCGAUUUGGUUCGUCACAAUCACUCGACUGACCCAAAGGACAAGGUAUACGGUCUAUUUGGCAUCUUCGACUACCUGGAGAUAAAGGACCUACCGCAAGUAGAUUAUACGUGCUCGGUACAGCGACUCUACUAUGAGAUGACACGAACUAUCUUCCGAAAUGAUGGACAAUUACUUGUUCUGUACCUGACCGCCCUACCCUCGCACGUCUCUGAUUUGCCAACGUGGAUUCCAGACUACAGCAACACCGAGUAUAUUAGAUACAUCGACGCCAACGAACACAGAGCUUCGAAAAGAUCAUGUGCUGAAUUCUCGUUCGGCCUCUCCGAUCUCUCACUGUCAGUUUCUGGAGUACUACUUGACGAGAUCGAUUUGCAAGCAUCAUCUACGUCUAUAUGUACCCCGGAUUUCCGUCAAGGUUUCGCAGCAAGGUCGAACUUGAGCAGCACCAAAGAGCGCUACACAGCAGUCACAGAGCUCAUUCGAACACUGCAAUCAUGGGUUGAUGUUAGCAGGAGGGUCGAAUGUUAUCCCACUGGCGAAGAGCCAAGUACAGCAUUUUACAAGAUCAUGACGCAGCCUCUUCGGUCGGGAUCGCAGAAUUGGCCGAUGCCUACCACUUCAAGGACUACGAAAGACAUAUUCGAGUGGUGGCUGUCCAUUGUAACCACAAACCUCUCGGAAGACCCUUCGCGAUUUCAUCUCGACAUUACCAAGAUUGAAUCUGACUCCAACUCUGCUGCGAUCGUCAAUGAUUAUAUCCGACUGUUCGGGUGCUCCCAAGAUCCUAGAGAUUGGUCUGCUGAGCUCCAAAUUCGACUUCUGCUUCGCGCGCGUGAUCAGGCCUUGUCAACUCUUCAGCACGACAUCUCACUGUUGUCGUACCAGAGAACAUUCUUCACGACGAGCGCUGGUUACAUGGGUGUAGGACCUCGCUGGGCCCAGCCAUCAGACCGCAUUGCAUUGAUCGCUGGCCUACAACUUCCUUUCAUCCUCAGAAAGGCUGGAGAUAAGUUCAAUCUCGUAGGCCCUGCCUAUAUACAUGGGAUUAUGCAGGGCGAGCGGUGGGAUGGGGAUUCUGCAGAAAAGAUCACUCUUAUCUAAGUCUGCAGUUGCAGGAAUUACCAGUCUCAGUGCACCCUACCCAUUGCCUGCAACGUUUGUCUUCGCGAUCGCGCAACUUGCCCCUACGUCAAGCAAUCU
Messenger RNA from Boeremia exigua, 2398 nucleotides. Its product is annotated as heterokaryon incompatibility protein-domain-containing protein. The record is from RefSeq and is a predicted model, not a curated record. The coding region runs from base 329 to 2299 and encodes 656 amino acids. The transcript has 2 exons. Lineage: Eukaryota; Fungi; Ascomycota; Dothideomycetes; Pleosporales; Didymellaceae.